Molecule: messenger RNA, 979 nt
Organism: Corvus hawaiiensis (hawaiian crow)
Lineage: Eukaryota; Metazoa; Chordata; Aves; Passeriformes; Corvidae
Gene: FGF6
Product: fibroblast growth factor 6
Exons: 3
Coding region: 74-694 (206 amino acids)
Biological process (GO): cell differentiation; fibroblast growth factor receptor signaling pathway; positive regulation of gene expression
Cellular component (GO): cytoplasm
Molecular function (GO): growth factor activity; fibroblast growth factor receptor binding
Source: RefSeq, a predicted model, not a curated record
GAAGGGAGAAAAACAAGAAGGGCGGUAUUUUUAGGGCCAUUAAUUCUGACCACGUGCCCAGGAGGUGAACCGGAUGGCCACGGCACAAAGACUUCUCAUCACUAUGUCCUGCGACGCCAGCGCUCACCGGACGUUGCCUGCGUUCCUUUUCCUGGGUUUGCUAGCCGGGAUUGCUGCCACACACCCAGUUGUAAGCAGAACUAAUGGCACAUUGCUGGAGAGAGGAUGGCAAUCUCUGCUGUCCAGGUCCAUGGCUGGGAUGUCAGGGGAGAAGGCAGAUGUGAACUGGGAGAGUGACUAUUUGCUAGGAAUCAAGAGGCAGCGGAGGCUUUACUGCAACGUGGGCAUCGGGUUUCACCUUCAAAUCCUCCCAGACGGAAGGAUAAGCGGAGUUCACAAUGAAAACCAAUACAGUCUCUUUGAAAUAUCCACUGUAGAAAGAGGUGUUGUAAGUCUGCUUGGUGUGAAAAGUGCUCUCUUCAUCGCAAUGAACAGCAAGGGGAGGUUGUAUGGGACGGCUGUUUUCCAAGAUGAAUGCAAAUUCAAGGAAACCUUGCUGCCCAAUAACUACAACGCAUACGAAUCCAACAUUCACCGCGGUGCUUACAUAGCCCUGAGCAAACACGGCAGGGUGAAGAGAGGGAACAAGGUCUCUCCUGCCAUGACAGUGACCCACUUCUUACCAAGAAUAUGAGCACCAGCAAAACAGAAGAUUAAAUCCCAGGACAAACUGUUUCAUUUUGCACGUGGGGAAUAACCUCCCAGGUAAAGUAUUUAUACUGGUCAUUGAAAAAAAAAAGAAAUCGCUAUAUGUAUGUGUAUAUUUGGAUAAAAAUAUUUGUACUAGAUUCAUCAUAUACAUACAUAUGAUAUGUACAUACAUAGCAUAUGUCAUAUGAUGCUGCUUCUCUUCUACUCUGUACAAAUUUUACAUGGCUGUGUGCCUCCUUUGGUGCUGUACAGAGAAAAAUGCAAGCUG